CCCUUUCGUGGCUCAUUCAUUCCGCACAGCUAGUACGGUACGCUUUGUACGGACUUGCAGAUGUCCGAACUGCCUAGAGAACGGGUCGGACUUGGCCUGGGCGAGAAAUGGAAGAGCUUCAUGAAGCUUUACAUGACAUUCGUGACGGUUUAUAGGAGUCCGGAUGAGAGUCCCGAGCACACAGUGCCACACCAGUGCCGAGCACAGCUAAAAGCCAUGGGAUACUACCCGAACUCGGAGGAAAGACGGAUUCCCGGCCGCAGGACCUGGUUUCUGUUUAUUUUCUCUCAGAUAACGAUGUUUUUCUGCUCCCAAUGCUAUGGAAUAUUCGACUCCCUGGACGACCUUGUGGAAUGGGGUCGGGAUCUCGCCUUCAUAAUAGCGUCGUUUUUUAUCUAUUUCAAGUUUAUAUAUUUCCUGCUGUAUGCCGAUAACGUGGACGAGGUAAUCGAUGGCCUCGAGGAGUGCUACCGUUGGGAGAGAGCGGGCCCGGCUGCUGCAGGAGUGCGAUCGGCAAAACGCUUGCAUUAUCUGAUUGUCAUCGGGAUGCAAAUAAUUUGGGCGUUUUCCAUGGUCGUGUUCGUCCUGCUAUUGGUUACCACGCCCCUCUGGACACAGCAGGACCUUCCGUUGCAUGUUUCCUACCCUUUCCACUUACACGAUUCAUCAAAGCACCCCGUGACACACAUCCUCAUAUACAUAUCACAUUCUUGGAGCAUUCUGUACUUCCUAACGGGGCUCGUCUCUACCGAAGGGCUAUCGAUCACUAUUUAUUCGCAGCUAACGACUGGAUUGACUGUCCUGUGCGUUGAGCUUCGGCAUCUUCACCAGCUCUGCGAUGGAGACGAGGAUCUGCUGCGAUGGGAGAUCAAUCGUCUAGUCAAAUAUCAUCAGAAGAUUAUCAGUCUGGUGGAUCGAAGCAAUGAGGUAUUCCACGGUCCUUUAAUCAUGCAAAUGAUCGUCAACUUCUUGCUGGUCUCCCUGUCGGUCUUCGAGGCAAUGAUGGCCAGGCACGACCCCAAGGUGGCAGGCCAGUUCAUACUUCUAAUGAUCUUGGCCUUGGGUCACCUGUCGAUGUGGACGAAAUUCGGGGACAUGAUGUCGCAGGAGUCGCUGGAAGUGGCCGAAGCUGCAUACGAGGCCUACGACCCAAGUGUUGGGUCCAAGAAAAUCGAUUGGAAUAUUCGCUUUAUAAUUAUGCGUGCCCAGGAGCCAUUGAUCAUGAGAGCUACUCCCUUUCCCACUUUUAAUAUGAUUAACUACAAGGCCAUACUCAACCAGUGCUAUGGAAUCCUCACGCUUCUGCUGAAUACUUUGGACUAGAAUAAUCUUGCCCUUCUGAACCAGCUUAUAAUUCACUUAUGCUCGCAUGUGUAUCACCGAUUCCCACAUUAAACACACCCCUCCCUGGUAAUCUUUGCUCUUAUUUUGGUCGAUAGUGUAUCGAAACGUCCCAAUAUGGUACUGCCGCCGAGCAUAAUAAUCGCUAUUCUUGUUGCUCCAAUCCUAAAGUAAAUCCUAUGUAUGUACAUAUUGCACACUGACUUUCAGUCGAACAAAUGCUUAUUCGCUGUGGUUCAGUGCUCAGGGUGUGGUUCGCCCCUUGGUAGUGAAUGCACCCAAGGCACUUCUUUAUUAAUUGGAUUUUUCACCAAAGGAUUAUAUAAUUUCCCGAUGAAUUUUCUUCAGAAAUUCUAGUUUUCCCAGAUAUCCAGAGCGUAGGAAAAAUGCGAAACAGAAAUUUUACAGUCAGUGCCAUCACCCAUAAUUAAACAGAAAUCAUCUUUCGACGAAAUUUAGACCGUUAUGUAAAACUCAUUCCAUUCGAGCGGGAAGGGAACGUUGUGAGCCGAGGCUAGGGCAGCGAUGUACAUCACUUGUGGGGCUUGAGCUGAUCUUGGGUAUACAUCUUGACAUCGUAUGCAUUUAGAUGCAAAUUUGGUAACCAUUUAAUAGUUCACUCAUAACACUAUUCAACACCACAUAUGUACCUACUGUGAACCCACUUGACUUUUUAUGAUCGAUUUGGGGCCUUCAAAAUGUUUGAUAAUUUUUUCCUUU
Messenger RNA from Drosophila pseudoobscura, 2061 nucleotides. Its product is annotated as putative odorant receptor 65c. Lineage: Eukaryota; Metazoa; Arthropoda; Insecta; Diptera; Drosophilidae. Gene Ontology annotation, biological process: sensory perception of smell; detection of chemical stimulus involved in sensory perception of smell. Gene Ontology annotation, molecular function: odorant binding; olfactory receptor activity. Gene Ontology annotation, cellular component: plasma membrane. The transcript is spliced from 5 exons. Bases 61 to 1323 code for a protein of 420 amino acids. The record is from RefSeq and is a predicted model, not a curated record.